AUGUCUGCUGCAGCUGAUUUGGAGAAUCAACAACCUAAAGAUCACCAUCUCUUGGUCGAUGAUCAACAUUCAAGAAGAUCAAAUACUCUAAAUGAGACUUUGGACCCUCAUCAUCCAGUAACGAAAGUUUUCACCAAUGGUGACUAUAUACAGUUUGGAAAUGAAAAGUAUUUGAAGAAGGAUUUGAUGCACGCUUUUGGUGGUACUUUGAACCCAGGUUUAUCUCCACCUCCAAAGAAUGACUUUGCCAACCCUGCUCCAUUGGGAUUGUCGGCAUUUGCAUUAACUACAUUUGUAUUAAGUUUAAUCAAUUGUGAAGCUAGAGGUGUCAAGAUUCCCAAUAUCGUUGUUGGAUUGGCAUUCUUUUAUGGUGGUGCAGCGCAAUUGGUUGCAGGGAUGUUUGAAAUUGCAGUUGGUAAUACCUUUGGUGGUGUUGCAUUAAGUUCAUAUGGUGGUUUUUGGGGUGCUUAUGCUGCCCUCCUAGUUCCUUCCUUUGGUAUUGGUGCUGCUUACGCUGAAGACACAAAACAGCUUUCCAACGCUAUAGGACUCUUUUUAGUUGCUUGGUUUAUCUUUACGUUUUUUAUGAUGUUGAUGACUUUGAAAUCUACAGUGGCUUUCUUCCUGGUGUUUUUCUUUUUAAUGAUUACAUUUUUGCUAUUGGCCAUUUCUGAGUUUACAGGGAAAACUUCAGUGAAGAAAGCCGGUGGGGUGUUUGGAUUGAUUACUGCUUUUGCAGCUUGGUACAAUGCAUAUGCUGGUAUAGCAAACCCCCAGAAUAGUUAUAUUACUGUCAAGGCUAUUGAAUUGCCUGAUUUGGAAGAAAAAUACAAGAAGCAAAAGUAA
Lodderomyces oxycetoniae is the source of this 846-nucleotide messenger RNA. RefSeq names its product putative ammonium permease (gene FRP3). NCBI's taxonomy places the organism in Eukaryota, Fungi, Ascomycota, Pichiomycetes, Serinales, Debaryomycetaceae. The coding region runs from base 1 to 846 and encodes 281 amino acids. Gene Ontology annotation, cellular component: plasma membrane. The transcript has a single exon. The record is from RefSeq and is a predicted model, not a curated record. Gene Ontology annotation, molecular function: acetate transmembrane transporter activity.